UCCUAAUGAUAUUAAUAUAAGCUAUUUGGUUUGAGGACAAAAACAUUUUACUUGGUUUUCUGUGCGGACCCUAGGAGUCUGCUAAUUCAGUAAUUUGUUACACCUUACUUUGGAUUUGUUGUGUAUUGUGAGUUUAGCUCUUCAUUUCGUCUUCCCCCCAGACUGUCACUUACUUACUCUACUCGGCGGUUGAUAUGGUGUAUAGGUUUUAAGGUUGUUUUCUCUCCCUUCUCUCCGUUAAUCCACUCUGAGCUGCCAUGGAUAGAUACCAGAAGGUCGAAAAACCGAAACCAGAGUCUCGCAUAAACGAAAACGAGAUUCGAAUCACUUCUCAGGGCUUGAUCCGGAACUACAUUAACUAUGCUACCACUCUUCUUCAGGAGAGACAUGGGGAAGAUAUUGUCCUGAAAGCAAUGGGUCAGGCAAUCAGCAAGUCAGUACUUGUUGCAGAAAUUAUCAAGAGAAGAUUUCCUAGAUUUCACCAGGAUACUGCCAUCAGCUCUGUAAGCAUAACAGAUGUUUGGGAACCCAUUGAAGAGGGGCUUGAGAUUGUGGAGCAGACUCGCAAUGUUUCCAUGGUUUCGAUCACCUUAUCAAGUAAAGAACUAAACAAGAACUCUCCCGGGUAUCAAUCCCCAUCUCAUGCUGCUGAUAAUCGGAAACGUUAUAAUAACUACCAGCCACAGCUACCACCUAGACAGUCACGCCCUGCUUAUGGUAGUCGUGGUAAUGAAGAUUUUUAUGAUCGAGGAAGAGGUAGUGAUAGGAGAGGAAGGGGUUGGAACGGACGUGGUGGAUAUGGAAACUAUCAGGGGAACUACUAUAAUGGAAACCAUCAGGGGAACUACUAUAAUGGAAACUAUCAAGGGAAGUAUCAAGAGAACUAUCAUGGGAGCUACCAUAGAAAUUAUCAAGGGUACUCAAACUGGGGACGAGAUGGUGGUCGCAGUGGUUGGGGUUACCGUGGGUCAGGAGGAUAUGCAGGCAGCGGUAGGGGCGGAGGUGGUAGGGGCUAUGGUCGUGGAAGGAUGGGCAACCACGGUCCUUCAAGAGGAGGUGGUGAGUAUCAUGACUACUAGGUUUGCCUGGGUUGUCAUGAUUUUUUGGGGUGGCGUCACUUAUCUACUGAACUGCUAGACGAUUUUUAUUAGCACCCAAAAAGUCUUGUUUCAGUGCAUUGCAUUUUAUGAAGCCAUGAAAUUCCAAGUGUAGCUAAUUUUUGUCUGUCUUCAUUUAAUGCACCACUCUUACAAGUGUGUAUAUAAUGGGUCAGCUGCUCGUUGCUCAUGUUACAUAUUAGUUGUUCCAAAUUGUACUCUGAUUUCCUAGUUCCUCU
This is a messenger RNA of Cuscuta europaea, 1336 nucleotides long. The record is from the annotation of a GenBank genome assembly. Lineage: Eukaryota; Viridiplantae; Streptophyta; Magnoliopsida; Solanales; Convolvulaceae.